This is a messenger RNA of Staurois parvus, 318 nucleotides long. Lineage: Eukaryota; Metazoa; Chordata; Amphibia; Anura; Ranidae. The record is from the annotation of a GenBank genome assembly.
GGAGUUCCUUUUCCAAAGAAUUUCCUGCAGAUAUGCAAGAAGAUACUGUGCAGACUAUUCCGUGUAUUUGUCCAUGUAUACAUUCAUCACUUUGACCGCAUCAUAGUCAUGGGAGCAGAAGCACACGUCAAUACCUGCUACAAACACUUUUACUACUUUGUGACAGAACUGAACCUCAUAGACCGGAAGGAGCUAGAACCAUUGGUAAGGAAAUCAGAAAAUCUGCCUAAUGUGAAAUCCGUGACUUGUUUGAUUUGGCAACAUUGUUUAUGGGUCUCCCUAUCCCCCAUAUGGACAGCACAGUGGCUUAGGGGUUAG